Messenger RNA from Phodopus roborovskii (desert hamster), 1721 nucleotides. Its product is annotated as protoheme IX farnesyltransferase, mitochondrial. Gene Ontology annotation, cellular component: mitochondrion; mitochondrial membrane. The transcript is spliced from 7 exons. The record is from RefSeq and is a predicted model, not a curated record. Lineage: Eukaryota; Metazoa; Chordata; Mammalia; Rodentia; Cricetidae. Bases 85 to 1416 code for a protein of 443 amino acids. Gene Ontology annotation, molecular function: protoheme IX farnesyltransferase activity. Gene Ontology annotation, biological process: heme biosynthetic process.
GGGCGGGCUAGCAAGAUGGCAGCGCCCAGGAGCCGGUGAGGUGAGAGGACACGGGAAUCCAGGGGAGAGCUGCACCGGUGCGUUAUGGCCGCGUCCCCGCACACCCUUUCCUCGCGCCUCCUCACAGGCUCGGUGGGAGGAUGUGUCUGGUAUCUAGAGAGAAGAGCUAUACAAGAAUUGCCCCACAGGGUCACCCAUCUGUUCAGGAAUGUCAAUAAUCAGUGGGUCAUGGUCCAGCACCUAAGCUUCCUCAGGCGCAUGUAUGUCACACAGCUGCACAGGGGCCUUAGCCAGCGAGUCAAACCAAAGCCAGAGCCAGUGGCUUCUCCAUUCUUGGAACACACAUCUUCAGGGCAGUCUGGAGCAGAAGUGGAUCAGCUGCCAUCUCUCUCAGUCCCCAGCCUGCCUUUGUCCCACAAGCCAAAAGAAGAGUUGCUGGAGCUGGGGACUGCUUCCACAGUGGAACGUUCUCUAGACACAGCCAAAGAGACAAAGGAAGAAAAGCAGUGGAAAGAGAUGAAGCUUCAUGCUGAAGAUCUGCCUGGCAUUUUGGCUAGACUGUCCAAGAUCAAACUCACAGCUCUCGUCGUGAGUACCACUUCUGCAGGCUUUGCACUGGCUCCAGGCCCUUUCGACUGGCCCUGCUUCCUGCUGACUUCCCUUGGCACGGGCCUCGCAUCCUGUGCUGCCAACUCCAUCAAUCAGUUUUUUGAGGUGCCAUUUGACUCAAACAUGAAUAGAACAAAAAACAGGCCUCUGGUUCGUGGACAGAUCAGCCCAUUGCUAGCUGUGUGUUUUGCCACCUGUUGUGCUGUGCCAGGAGUGGCCCUUCUGACCUGGGGAGUGAAUCCACUCACGGGGGCUCUGGGCAUCUUCAACAUUUUCCUGUAUACCUGUUGUUACACACCUCUGAAGAGGAUCAGCAUUGCCAACACCUGGGUGGGAGCCGUGGUUGGAGCCAUCCCACCUGUCAUGGGCUGGACAGCCGCAACCGGAAGCCUUGAUGCUGGAGCGCUUCUUCUGGGAGGGAUCCUGUACUCCUGGCAGUUCCCCCACUUCAACGCCCUGAGCUGGGGCCUCCGUGAAGACUACUCCCGAGGAGGCUACUGCAUGAUGUCGGUCACCCACCCAGCCCUCUGCCGGCGUGUGGCACUGCGUCAUUGCCUGGCCCUGAUUGCACUGUCGACUGCUGCCCCUGUCCUGGACAUCACCACAUGGGCCUUCCCCAUCAUCUCCCUCCCCAUCAACCUGUACAUUUCCUACCUCGGCUUCCGCUUCUAUGUGGAUGCAGACCGUCGGAGCUCUAGGAAACUGUUCUUCUGCAGCCUGUGGCACCUGCCACUGCUCCUGUUGCUAAUGCUCACCUGUAAGCAGCGGCCAGGUCAGGAGGGGGACAAGGGAGAGGCUCCAAGCUGAAAGCUAGCCGACAUGUGGGGGACUUGAGAGCAGACACGUGCAGACGAAUGUAUAGCACAGCCCUGUGCCAGUGGGAAGCGUAUUUUGGUGUUUCUGGCAUGCAAAAGGAGAAAUGGAUGGUGUCAGCUGGUGGCAGAUCAUCUGGUGCUGUGUCAUCACUUAUCAGUCCUUUUUAUAUUAAUAUCCAAACUGCCUCCCAAGUAAGAAAGGGACUGGCAUAGUGAAUUGAUACAAAAAAGAAUAUGUUUCUUCUUGAAGGUCUUUAUGCAUCUUUCCCUCCAGCCCCUCGCACCCACAUGAUGCAU